AUGAAGGCUUCCGCGACACUGUUGGCCGCGGCCGCCAUCCUCUACCAAGGCGCGGCCGCCCUCCCCGCCGCCGGCUGGACCGGUACUGCCGUGACUCCGGCCAAGGUCGUCGAACGUGCCGACGCCGCCCCCUCCGCCUUCCCUGGCGCCGAAGGGUUCGGCCGGAAUGCGAUUGGUGGCCGGACGGGAACGGUGUAUAAGGUUACCAACCUCAAUGACUCCGGCACGGGAUCCCUCCGCGAUGCCGUCUCUCAACCCAACCGGAUCGUCGUCUUCGACGUAGGCGGCGUCAUCAAGAUUGACGCCCGGAUCGUGGUAUCCAAGAACGUUUACAUUGCAGGACAGACAGCUCCUGGCGGUGGCAUCACAGUCUAUGGAAACGGCUUCUCCUGGUCCAACGCCAACGAGGGCAUCGUCCGCUACAUCCGCAUCCGCAUGGGCAAGGGUGGCGACUCGGGCAAAGACGCAAUCACCAUCGCCGACGGCAAAAACAUGAUCUUCGACCACGUCUCCGUCUCCUGGGGCCGCGACGAAACCUUCUCCAUCAACGGCGACGUCUCCAAUGUCACCAUCGCGGACUCCAUCAUCGGUCAGGGGCUCGAGACUCACUCGUGCGGAGGUCUCAUGCAGACGAACGAGGGCGGCGUCUCCCUCUUCCGAAACCUCUACAUUGACAACAAGACGCGCAACCCCAAGGUCAAGGGCGUGAACUCCUUCAUCAACAACGCCGUGUACAACUGGGGCGGCGGCGGCGGGUACAUCGCGGGCGACUCCGAGGGCGCGAGCUACGCGAAUAUUAUUCAGAACUACUUCAUCUCCGGGCCCUCGACCUCCGUCACGGCUUUCACGCGCGGCAACGCAAACUUCCGCGGCUACGUCAAGGAUAACUUCUACGACUCCAAUAAGGACGGCGUGCUUAACGGCGCGGCCCUCUGCGUCUCAACGACAUGCUACUCCAACAUGGCCAUCCAGACCACCGCCUUUGACUACCCCGCCCCAGCAAAGCUCCUCUCCGCCGCUGACGCCGUCGCGCACGUCGCGGCCAAGGUCGGUGCCUCCAUCGCCCGUGACAGCGUUGAUGCCGCUUUGGUGAAAGAACUCCUGUCCUACGGAAAAUCAGGCAAGCUCAUCUCCGAUGAGGCUGACAUGGGCGGCGCGGGCGACAUCGCGGCCGGCACGGCCAAGAAGGAUACCGACGGCGAUGGAAUCCCCGAUGAAUACGAGACCGCCAACGGUCUGAACCCCAAUGAUGCCUCGGACGGUAUGAAGAUCGGUGCUGGCGGCUAUGCGAACCUCGAGAUUUACGUCAACUCGCUCGUUCCCGCCGUGUACUAG
Molecule: messenger RNA, 1335 nt
Organism: Colletotrichum acutatum
Lineage: Eukaryota; Fungi; Ascomycota; Sordariomycetes; Glomerellales; Glomerellaceae
Product: pectate lyase C
Exons: 3
Coding region: 1-1335 (444 amino acids)
Source: RefSeq, a predicted model, not a curated record